AGCAAGUACAUAUGCAUCUUCUUGGAUGGAAUGAAGAAAUGAAUUUAGAAAAAAUGUCAUCUUAUUUAAUGGAAGCAAGUACAUAAAUAGAUAGAUCCAAAAAAAAAAAUUGUAUAAAAAAACAAACACAAUAAAUAAGCGCUUUAAAAUGAUUUGUGUAUAUUAAAUUUAAUGAUUUAAUUGCAAAUUUGGUUUAGAAAAGUCAUAUUUGAUAAACAUAAAAUUUAAAUUCAAAACGGUAGACUUCACCCGUGCGCAUCACACCGUUUACUUCUUGUCGUCUGUUUUGGGUGAUAAAUCAUCUUCCACCCACUUUCCAACCUGGUUUUCCAUUCAAACCGAACAAUGCCAAUUUCCAGGUUACGUAUAUGCCUAUAUAAUCUCAUUACCAUAUGCCUGCUCAAAUGCAAAUUCAGUUCAGUUUCAGGUGAAACAACUGAAUUUUUAAGAUGGGGAGGUACUUCGUGUACUUAUGUUUUUUUAUUGCGUUGACAUGGUUUUGGGUGACGAUCAGCUGCAAUAUUGUGUGCUUAAGGAAGGAAAGAGAUGCCCUCAUUGCUUUCAAGAAUGAGAUAUAUCCUUCACUUAGCUUUAGUUCAUGGAAUGGACUAAAUUGUUGUGAGUGGCGUGGUGUUGAAUGCAGCCGAGAGACAUCCCAUGUCAUCAAAUUUCAUCUUUCUCAAUUUUCAGUAGAUAUCAAAAACGGUUAUCCGACAACUGGCAAGCUUUCUCCUGCACUGUUCAAAUUGAAGUAUCUGGAGCAUUUGGAUUUGAGCGCCAAUUUCUUGAGUGGCGUUAUACCCGCAGAGCUUUCUAGUCUACACCGACUGAAGCAUCUCGAUCUCAGCUUCAAUUAUUUUGAAGACCACAUUUUGAAGCAUAUUUCUUCCCUUCACAGUUUGAUUUACCUCAACUUGUCCUGUGCUGGUGUUGAUCUGGACGGUAGCAUUCAGUGGCGUCUGGGAAAUAUUUCCCAACUGCAAGUUAUAGAUCUUUCUAGCGGGCUAUACAUCCAGGACGAGUCUUCCUUUUCCAGUUAUUACUGUGGACCAGUGUACAGUUCCAGUUUGGAGUGGACAGAAAUUGUGCAAGGGUUACAACAUUUGUCGCUUCAAGGGGUCGAACUGAAUAUGACGGGAGAGCAAUUGGAAUCUCCACUUUCUCGGCUCCACAAUCUCCGCCACCUCAACCUCAAAGACUGUGCUCUGUCUGGCCACGUCCCCAAUGCUUUACAAAACCUCAGCCACCUAUCCCACCUGCAGCUUGGCUGGAACCAGUUUACUUCCAGGUUACCCACAUGGUUGGGUAAUAUGACUGAUUUAGUAUCCAUUCAGUUUGACCGCUGUGACCUGACGGGGCCAUUCCCUUCGAGUCUUUCCCGUUUGCCGAAACUGAAAGAGCUUAAUUUGGUCGACAACAAACUAACUGGAAAUAUAAGACAAAUAUUGCCAUGUGAAGCGUGGCCCCAACUAAGCAGAUUUAGUCUAUCCGAUUCCAUUGUUACAGGAAGUUUGCCACCUUGCAUUGGAAAUCUUUCUGCCCUUCAAUACCUUGAUCUCCAAGUCAACUCAUUGAGUGGACAAAUUCCAGCUUCAGUUGGCAUGCUUUCAGCCUUGAUUUAUCUCCGACUCUCAUCUAAUCUGCUGAGCGGCAAUGUGCCUCCUGAGUUGGGGGGGAUUCCUUCUUUGGAAGUACUGUAUCUAGACAACAAUCAGCUUUACGGUAGCAUUCCUACUUCUCUUAGGUGUUUGACUCGGCUUUCUAGCCUUAAUCUCGCUAAGAACAAUUUAGAAGGCUACAUUUCUCUUCAUUUCUUUGAAAAUGCUACCAGGCUUGUUGAGCUCGUGCUUUCCUGCAAUAAAUUGACAGUUCUUAUUGAGCCCGAAUGGAUACCUCCAAUGCAAUUUGAAAGAUUGGGCUUGGGUUCUUGUAAUAUUGGGGGUCUCAUUCCUGCAUUCCUUUCAACACAAUUUAGGCUGGAAAUUUUGGAUCUCAGCAACAACAGUCUUUUUGGAAACAUUCCAGCUUGGUUUGGGGACCUUUCAACUUUGGCAGAUCUUUACAUGUCGCAUAAUAACUUGCAAGGUGAACUCCCUUCCACCUUUGAUAUAAGUUAUUAUUCCCAGAUAUAUUUGGAUGAUAAUAUGUUGACCGGGUCUGUUCCCGUUCCUUCUGUGCCCGCAUCAUAUUUGGGCGUGUUGGAUCUGUCCCAGAAUAGAUAUACCGGUUUUAUCCCAGUGGAGAUUGGUUCGUUUCUUCCUGCCAUUGAGUUCUUGUUAUACUCUCAAAAUGAUUUAAGAGGUGACAUUCCCACCUCCAUUGGUCUUAUGCAAGACCUACAGGAUUUGGAUCUAUCAGACAACAACUUUGAGGGUAAAAUACCACCAAUCCUCACCAACUGCUCAGCUUUGAAAAGACUAAACCUGGCGAAAAAUAAAUUGAGUGGAGAGAUUCCCUCCAAUAUAGGAAGCCUACGCCAACUCGAAAAGCUUCAUCUCAGUGACAACAUGCUUAAGGGAAACUUGCCGUUUGGUGUCCAAAACUGUUCGAAGUUGCAGAUUUUAGAUGUGGCUCAUAAUUUCUUGUCGGUGAACAUACCUCUUUGGUUAGGGCAGCUUUCUGACUUGAUGAUACUUGUUUUGAGGUCAAACAAGUUUCAUGGGCGGAUACCACAUGCAUUAGGCAAUCUUUCAAGUCUCCAUGUCUUAGAUAUCUCCCACAAUAAUUUGACUGGUGCUAUCCCACCAGAGCUGGGGAGAUUUGCAGCUAUUAUUGCCGGACAGCCGGGGGAAUCAAAUGUCUUAAAUGGUCGGUCCUCAUAUGGUCGCUCAUAUUAUUAUAAGGAAGAAAUCAAUGUGACUAACAAAGGAUUGAACCUAGACUAUCGGGAUUCUGUUCUUUUACUUAUAACAGCCAUUGAUCUUUCUUCAAAUCAGCUUUCAGGUGACAUUCCUUCAGAAAUUGGCAACCUUAAGCAUUUACAUGUCCUGAAUUUGUCAGGUAAUAGUCUUACAGGAGAGAUUCCAGUAAUUUUUGGCUUGUUAGAGCAGUUAGAAUCAUUGGAUCUUUCACAUAAUAAAUUACAUGGAAGAAUCCCAGGUGAGAUGGUACAACUUUCCUUUUUGAGUUUCUUCAUUGUGUCCAACAACAUGCUUUGUGGAAGAAUCCCAACAGGGCGUCAGUUCUCCACAUUCAAUUCCACUUACUUUUCAGGGAACCCAGGUCUGUGUGGGUUUCCAGUUGACAACAGAUCAUGUAGUUGUGAGCACAACUCAUCUGCAGGUAUGCCACCGGUUUCUCAAGAUGAAGAGGAAGAAGAGGAAGAAGAAAUCCCAUGGUAUUGGUAUGUAAGUUGGAUGGCAAGCUUUGCUGUUGGAUUGUGGGGAGUGUUUGGAGUCCUUUGUCUGAAAAAGAAAUGGCGAAUAAUAUACAUUCGAGUCCUAGAUGGAUAUGUCGUAGGUCUUCUGAAUAUAUUGUCACUCAGAAAAUAAUAAAUAGUAGUGUAGAGAGGCAUUGCCUUCAUUUCGCCAUAGAUGGAUAUGUCAUGGCUACUAUAGAUAGAUUCUGUAAGAAAAUAAUAUAUAUUAUGGUAGUUUAAAGAGGCCAUCCCUCCCAUAUGGGUAUGGAUGUCAGGAAAGAAAAUAAGUUUCCUGUGUGUAAGUUGAUAAUUUUAAAUAUAUUCGUAUACAUUUUUAUGGUUGACAA
Cryptomeria japonica (Japanese cedar) is the source of this 3705-nucleotide messenger RNA. RefSeq names its product receptor-like protein EIX1. Gene Ontology annotation, molecular function: protein binding. The transcript has 3 exons. Lineage: Eukaryota; Viridiplantae; Streptophyta; Pinopsida; Cupressales; Cupressaceae. Gene Ontology annotation, cellular component: plasma membrane. The coding region runs from base 450 to 3491 and encodes 1013 amino acids. Gene Ontology annotation, biological process: hormone-mediated signaling pathway. The record is from RefSeq and is a predicted model, not a curated record.